Molecule: messenger RNA, 1257 nt
Organism: Rhodamnia argentea
Lineage: Eukaryota; Viridiplantae; Streptophyta; Magnoliopsida; Myrtales; Myrtaceae
Product: disease resistance protein RPV1-like
Exons: 2
Coding region: 1-1257 (418 amino acids)
Biological process (GO): defense response; signal transduction
Molecular function (GO): ATP hydrolysis activity; ADP binding
Source: RefSeq, a predicted model, not a curated record
AUGGCGACUUCCAGUAAGAUGAUGAACCAAUUUGGCCAGCUCAUGCGCAAGCUUUCCCCUCUUUUGUCUCCUCCUCCAUUGUAUCCAAGCCUCCUGAACAAGAGAACCUCGCAAUUCCAAUCUCAAUCCCCUCCCAUCUCUUUCCCUUCCUCUCCACUCCACUCCUCUUCUCUCAAGCAUAGCCUGACAGCCAGGCCACAACUCUACUUUCCCCCUGCCUCCAUCCCUCGCUGGGUUCACGACACGUUCAUCAGUUAUAAACAGGCCGAUACCCGCAACUUCGUGAGCCACCUCCACGACGCUCUCGAGCGGAACAAAAUAAGGGUCUUCAUAGACCACAGCCUGGAAAGAGGGCUAGAGAUCGCGCCAGCAAUCAACGAAGCGAUUGAGCGGUCGAGGAGUGCCGUUGUGGUGAUCUCUCGGACCUUUGCCUCCUCACCGUGGUGCCUGGACGAGCUGGACAAGAUCCUUGAGUGCAAGGAAAAGAAAGGCCAGCUGGUGUUCCUCAUUUUUGUGGGCGUCGACCCCAGAGAGAUGCGUGAGCAGUCCGGACCAUUCAAGCAGAUUGGGCAAAGCGAAAAGGGUUUCAGGCACAAGGUCCGGAAGUGGAGAGACGCUCUUCGAAAAGCUGGCAAUCUCACCGGUUGGUCUCUUGGAAACAGACUUGAAGCCGAAUUCAUCCAAUCCAUUGUGGAGAAAAUCUCAAGAAGACUUAGCUGCUCAGGCACGGAUCUGCUUGCUUUCCAUCCGGUUGGGUUAGAUUCUCGAGUACAAGCCUUGUACUCCUUACUCCAAUUAGAGGUUGAGGAGGUCCGAAUUGUGGGAAUUUCGGGAGCUAGCGGAAUAGGUAAGACGGCACUUGCAAGAGCUUUGUAUGACCGCAUUGCAGAUCAAUUUGAUCGGAGUUGCUUUCUCGCAAAUGUUAAGGACAUAUCGAGCCAAGAUGGCCUCUCCAAAAUGCAGAAGACCCUUUUUGGUGACAUUCUCGGUGAUGGAGUUUUGGAGUUUGGUGAUGAUAUUCAUGAAGUAAUGAACUUCAUGAGAAGUAAGCUUCGUAACAAGAGGGUUUUGCUGGUAUUUGAUGAUGUUGAAGGGUUGUUGGUGCCACUGAGCCACCUGAUCGGGGCAAUAAACUUUGGCUUGGGAAGUAGAAUCAUUUUGAUCCCUCAACACGAAGAAACCUUAAUCGGUCUUCACGGGGAAAUCUAUAAGGUAAAAGCGCUAAAGGAUGAUCAAGCUCUCGAGCUUUUCAGUUGA